UAUUAGCCAGUCUAGGCUUCAUAAUAGCGCCACACCAAGCUGCAUGUGAAAGAUGCCUGUGUCUCCCCUCCCUCUUGCAGCCUCACAGACUCUGAAUGGGACUGUGAUGAGAAGUGACAACAACAGGCACUGAGCAGAGCCCCAAACACAGAGCCUCAGUGAGCCUGAAUACUGGAGAAGCACUGACACACAAGCACCUCGCUGGGAGCACAGGAAACAUCAGCUUUUACUCCUUUGUUACAUUUCUACUGGUUGUAUAUUAAAGGCUAUCUGCUUUUUACCGUUAUAACUUGUAUGGGACACUCUUGAUCCAGUGAAGAGCAUCUUCAUAAACAGGUUGGCAAAUCUGAGAAGAUGGCUCUUCCUUUACACUGCUUUGGACUAUUUUCAUUUAUUUUUUACCAUUUGACUGGAACGUCUUUAACACUGAAUCUUGAAGAUCCAAAUGUGUGCAGUCACUGGGAAAGCUAUUCUAUUACUGUUCAGGAAUCCUACGCACAUCCAUUUGACCAGGUGUAUUACACAAGCUGCACAGACAUAUUAAACUGGUUUAAAUGCACGCGACACAGAAUCAGUUACCGCACGGCCUACAGACGAGGAGAAAAAACAAUGUACAGACGGAAAUCUCAAUGCUGUCCUGGGUUUUAUGAAAGCAGGGAAAUGUGUGUUCCUCACUGUGCGGAUAAAUGUGUACACGGCCGAUGCAUCGCUCCAAACACCUGUCAGUGUGAGCCAGGAUGGGGCGGACCCAAUUGCUCCAGUGCUUGUGACAUUGACCAUUGGGGUCCUCACUGUAGUAGUCGAUGCCAGUGCAAAAACGGAGCCUUGUGCAACCCCAUCACUGGAGCCUGUCACUGUGCUGCGGGCUUUAAGGGUUGGCGCUGCGAGGAACGUUGUGAUCCAGGAACGUACGGGAAUGACUGUCAUCAAAAGUGCCAAUGCCAAAACGGGGCAUCAUGUGAUCAUGUAACAGGCGAAUGCCGAUGCCCGCCUGGCUACACUGGUGCUUUCUGUGAGGAUCUCUGUCCUCCUGGAAAGCAUGGACCUCAGUGUGAAGAGAGAUGCCCGUGCCAGAAUGGUGGUGUUUGUCACCACGUCACAGGAGAAUGCUCCUGUCCUCCAGGGUGGAUGGGCACAGUGUGUGGCCAGCCUUGCCCUGAGGGUCGCUAUGGGAAGAAUUGUACGCAGGAGUGCCAGUGUCACAAUGGUGGAACUUGUGACUCUGCCACUGGUCAAUGUCAUUGCAGUCCUGGAUACAACGGAGAACGAUGUCAGGAAGAAUGCCCAUUUGGGUCAUAUGGAAUGAACUGUGCACAGACCUGCCGUUGUCUUAAUGGUGGUAAAUGCUAUCAUAUCAGCGGAGCUUGUCUAUGUGAACCCGGCUAUACAGGAGAGCACUGCGAAACCAGACUAUGUGCCGAAGGGGUCUAUGGGCUUAAAUGUGACAAGAAGUGUCCCUGUCAUUUAAAGAAUACUCAGAGCUGUCAUCCUAUGUCUGGUGAAUGUUCUUGUAAGCCAGGCUGGUCUGGGCUCUACUGCAAUGAGACUUGUUCUCCUGGCUUCUAUGGAGAAUCCUGUCAGCAGAUCUGCAGCUGCCAGAAUGGGGCAGACUGUGAUAGCGUGACUGGGAAGUGCAUCUGUGCUCCUGGCUUUAUGGAUGCGGAUUGUUCAACUGCUUGUUCCCUUGGCACAUAUGGUGUUAAAUGCUCUUCUGUGUGCAACUGCAAGAACAUUGCUAUUUGCUCUCCAGUAGAUGGUUCCUGCACUUGUAAAGCAGGCUGGCAUGGUGUAGACUGUUCUAUCAACUGCCCUAGAGGUUCUUGGGGUCUUGGAUGCAACUUAACCUGUCAGUGCCUUAAUGGAGGGGCAUGCAAUCCUUUAGAUGGAACUUGCACCUGUGCCCCAGGCUGGAGGGGGGUGAAAUGUGAACUACCUUGCCAGGAUGGCACAUAUGGAAUGGGUUGCACUGAACGCUGUGACUGCAGCCAUGCAGAUGGGUGCCAUCCGGUUACAGGUUACUGUCGCUGCCUAGCAGGAUGGGCAGGUAUACAUUGUGACAGUGUGUGUGCCGGUGGGCAAUGGGGGCCAAACUGCUCACUCUCUUGUAACUGUAAGAAUGGAGCCUCCUGCUCUCCAGACGAUGGCAUCUGUGAAUGUGCUCCUGGAUAUCGAGGGGCCACCUGCCAAAGAAUCUGUUCCCCAGGAUUUUAUGGACAUCGCUGCAGCCAGGCCUGUCCUCAGUGUGUUCACAGUAAUGGUCCAUGCCAUCAUGUGACUGGGCAGUGUGACUGCUUAGCUGGCUUUAUGGGAUCUCUUUGCAAUGAAGUAUGUCCAAGUGGUCGUUUUGGAAAAAAUUGUGCUGGAAUCUGCACAUGCACUAAUAAUGGCACCUGCAACCCAAUAGAUGGGUCUUGCCAGUGUUACCCAGGUUGGAUUGGCAGUGAUUGCUCUCAGCCAUGCCCACCAGCUCAAUGGGGACCUAACUGUAUACAUACCUGUAACUGCCAUAAUGGAGCCUAUUGCAGUGCCUAUGACGGAGAGUGCAAAUGUUCUGCAGGCUGGACGGGACUCUACUGCACACAAAGGUGUCCAUUGGGAUAUUUUGGAAAAGACUGUGCCCUGGUAUGCCAGUGUCAGAACGGUGCCGAUUGUGACCACAUUACAGGACAGUGUACUUGCCGUACUGGAUUCAUGGGGAAAUACUGUGAACAGAAAUGUCCACCAGGAACCUAUGGCUAUGGUUGCCGCCAGGUUUGUGAUUGUCUGAACAAUUCCACAUGUGACCACAUCACAGGAACUUGCUAUUGCAGCCCAGGCUGGAAAGGAUCAAGGUGUGAUCAAGCAUCUGUAAUGAUAGUAGGAAGUCUGAAUAGCCUGAGCAGGACAAGUGCUGCCAUCCCCGCUGACUCGUACCAGAUUGGCGCAAUUACAGGCAUCAUUAUCCUUGUCCUUGUUGUCCUUUUCCUGCUGACACUUUUCAUCAUCUACAGACACAAGCAGAAGGGCAAGGAGACAACCAUGCCUGCUGUCGCUUAUACCCCUGCUGUACGGGUCAUGGGUACAGACUAUACCAUCUCUGACACUCUCCCACACAGCAAUGGUGGAAACCCAAACAGCCACUACUUUUCUAACCCCAGUUAUCACACUUUGAGCCAGUGCAUGACUGGGCCACAUGCCAACACAAUGGAUAGGAGGGUGGUUUCCAAGUCAAAAAGCAGCCAGCUGUUUGUGAAUCUUAAAAACAUUGAUCCUGGAAAGAGAUCCCACACUAUUGAUUAUACUGGUACCUUACCUGCAGAUUGGAAGCAAGGGGGAUAUCCAAGCGAUCAUGGCAAUGGUCUCCUGAAAAGUUCAACAUAUAGCAUUAGCAGUUGCUCAUUGAGUAGCACUGAAAACCCUUAUGCUACUAUCAAAGAUCCUCCAAUUCUUCUUCCAAAACACACUGAGUGCGGAUAUGUGGAAAUGAAGUCACCAGUUCGCCGGGAUUCAGCUUAUGCUGAGAUCAGUAAUACAAGCUUGGCCAACAAAAAUGUUUAUGAAGUUGAACCUACUGUGAGCGUCAUCCAAGGAGCAUUUACUGCAAAGCCAGCCAAGAAUCUAUCAUGACCUUCCAAAGACAGCCACAUUCCAUGUCACUAUGACUUGCUACCUGUGAGAGAAGUACUUCAACCACCAAGAAAGAAGAAACCAGCGAGUGAUGGGCACAAUGGAUUAAACUGGAGUAUACUGCAGCUGAUCUCUGCAGAACUAUGCCUACCUUCUUUAGACUGGUGCCCAGCGUGACUACUGUGUUUUUUGUUUUGUAAUGAAUGACUUACAAGAGUGAUGGGAGACUGAAUGUGUGCCUCUAAGCCAAGGACUCAAAUGAACUUACUAACCAGAAGACAUGGGCCGGGUUUUGCUACCAACUGAGGAACAAAGGCAAUAUGUUAAAAAUGACUUCUCAGUUUUAUGUUAUAUUUUCAGUAAGUCUACUAUUUUCAGUAAUUAACAGUAUAUUACAAUGACUUAGGUGCUCAUUCAUUUUGGUG
This is a messenger RNA of Bombina bombina (fire-bellied toad), 4031 nucleotides long. RefSeq names its product multiple EGF like domains 10 (gene MEGF10). The transcript has 24 exons. The record is from RefSeq and is a predicted model, not a curated record. NCBI's taxonomy places the organism in Eukaryota, Metazoa, Chordata, Amphibia, Anura, Bombinatoridae. Gene Ontology annotation, molecular function: protein binding; scavenger receptor activity.